AUGGGCAAGGAAAACCAGACAUGGGUAAGUGAGUUCUUCCUCCUGGGGUUGUCAAGUGACUGGGGGACUCAAGUCUCCUUGUUUGUGCUAUUCCUGGCCAUGUACUUGCUGACCGUCCUGGGGAACCUCAUCAUCAUCAUCCUCAUCUUGCUGGACAGCAGGCUUCAUAUACCCAUGUACUUCUUUCUCAGCAUCCUGUCAUUUGUGGACAUCUGUUACACCAACAGCACAGUCCCCCAGAUGCUCAUUCACUUACUGUCAGCCUGGAAGUCCAUCUCAUUCCACAGAUGUGUGCUGCAGCUGUAUAUCUCUCUAGUAAUGGGCAACAUAGAGUUCUUCCUGCUAAGUGCCAUGGCCUAUGACCGCUACGUGGCUGUGUGUCACCCUCUGCACUACAUGGUCAUUAUGCAUGGAGGGGUAUGCCUGGGGCUGGCUUCAGCCUGUGUGGCUGUUGCUCUCACAAAUUCGCUAAUGCAGACCGUCAUGAUCUUCCAGUUACCCUUCUGUCAUAAGGUCAUCAAUCACUUUGCCUGUGAGAUACUGGCUAUGCUGAGGCUGGUUUGUGUGGACAUCUCCCUCAACAAAGUCAUGGUGGCCAUUUCAGGAUUUCUGGUGAUCAUACUUCCCUGCACCCUGGUGCUCUUUUCCUACGCUCACAUUGUUGCUGCCAUUCUGCAUAUUCAUUCGUCCCAGGGACGACGCAAAGCCUUUGGGACUUGUGCCUCUCACCUUACGGUGGUUUCUAUGUGCUUUGGAACAGCCUUCUUUACGUACAUGAGGCCUGUGGGCAGAUCCUCAGAAGAACAGGAGAAGAUGGUUUCUCUUUUCUAUGCUGUUGUGACUCCAAUGCUCAAUCCCCUCAUCUAUAGCUUAAGGAACAAUGAUGUGAUUGGGGCUUUGAAAAGAGCUUUGGAGAAACUUAAGGGAAAAAAUAGAUGA
This is a messenger RNA of Peromyscus eremicus (cactus mouse), 939 nucleotides long. Its product is annotated as olfactory receptor-like protein OLF3. Gene Ontology annotation, cellular component: membrane. NCBI's taxonomy places the organism in Eukaryota, Metazoa, Chordata, Mammalia, Rodentia, Cricetidae. Gene Ontology annotation, molecular function: olfactory receptor activity; G protein-coupled receptor activity. The transcript has a single exon. The coding region runs from base 1 to 939 and encodes 312 amino acids. The record is from RefSeq and is a predicted model, not a curated record. Gene Ontology annotation, biological process: G protein-coupled receptor signaling pathway.